AUGGUUUAAUGUACUAAAUUUAUCCUUUUAAUUUAGGGGAAUUCAAAAGUUAUUCUUAAACUUAAUAAAAGAUUGAGAGAUUGUUAGAAAGAACAAAAGAGUAGGUAAAAUAAUGGAACAUAAAAAAGUAAAUAAAGAAAGGAACUCUUAAAUAGGAAGAAAAAGCAAAAAAAAAACUGUUGAAAUACAAAAGCUUGUUAAAGAAGUUGAGUGUCUCCUCUGAUCAAAGUACAAUAAAAUUGAAAAUUAAAUUUAUAUUAAAGAAAACAAACAGAGAAUUUUAAACAGAUCAUAAAAUAUUAUGA
Paramecium pentaurelia is the source of this 305-nucleotide messenger RNA. NCBI's taxonomy places the organism in Eukaryota, Ciliophora, Oligohymenophorea, Peniculida, Parameciidae. The record is from the annotation of a GenBank genome assembly.